Messenger RNA from Microbotryum saponariae, 2021 nucleotides. The record is from the annotation of a GenBank genome assembly. Lineage: Eukaryota; Fungi; Basidiomycota; Microbotryomycetes; Microbotryales; Microbotryaceae.
AUGGCCUCGAAUCACGCCGUGGGAGGUACACAGGUGGUUUAUGAUGAUGCACCUAAUCUGUGCCUCGAUUCGCCGUCAAUGCGAGUGCCUGGGUCAUCCUCGGCAAGCGAUGGCGGCCACACGGUGACGGAAGUGGCGGCGGCCGGUACCGUACCGGUCGACGACGACAACGACCCUAGGGUCGAUCAAAUCGCAACAUCCAUAACUCUCGCACCAAACCCAAUCGAUGACUAUACAAUAUGGAGCAAAAACAUCGUUCGGUUGAUCUGCAUCACCGUCGCCUUUGCCGGUCUCUUCUCUCCGCUCUCGUCCAACAGCUACUUCCCCGCGCUGUCAACGAUCGCCGCGUCGCUUCAGGUGUCCAUCAGCAAGGUCAAUCUGACCGUGACGAUGUUCAUGAUCUUUCAAGGUCUUAGCCCUACACUGUGGGCCGCAGUAGGGGACGUUAUGGGAAGGAGACCUGUGUACAUCGCAACCACAACCCUGUGAGUCGCGUGUGAGAAGUAAUGGAGCAAAUCUUCGGCGUCUUCUCCCGACUCAAGGCGCGGGGUAGCUAGCUCACCUCGCUCCACACAUCUCCCCGUUCGGUCUUGCGCAGCUAUCUCUGUUCCAAUAUCGGUCUCAGCUUUACCUAUCACUACUGGCUGCUGCUCCUCUUGCGUUGCGUGCAGUCGACGGGGUCCGCGUCGGUGGUCGCCCUCGGCUCCGGCACGAUCGGGGAUUUGAUUCCUCCUGCCCGGCGGGGUGGGUGGAUGUCGAUCUACAACGUCUUCACCAUGAUCGGACCUGCGAUUGGUCCCGUCAUCGGCGGCCUGCUCGCCAACUCGUUCGACUGGCUCGCCAUUUUUUACUUUCUUGCCGUGUUCAGCGCCAUCGUCCUCGUCUUGCUCAUCGUCGUGCUCCCCGAGACGUUGCGCUCGCUCGUGGGCAACGGCUCGAUACCGGCGCGUGGCAUCAACAGGUCAUGGCUUUCAAUGAUGCAUGAGCGAAAAAUGCAAGCCAGUACGAAUGACUCCUCCUCGACCCUUGAUCACAAUGCGGCGCGGACGCAAGCCAAACCCAAAACCUGGCGUGACAUUGACCUUCUCGCGUCGGUUAAAAUCAUCGCCAACAUCGACGUCUUGUGCCUGCUUACCUUCAACUCGAUCGUGUACGGGGUUUUUUACAUGGUCAUCACCAGUACUUCGACCAUAUUUGAGCUCAACUAUGGGCUCUCGGAAGCACAAAUUGGGGUGAGUCAGGUCAUCAUCGUCUACGAUCACGGCCGAGCUCGGCGUUUUCAGGUGCAAACGUUGAGUCCCAGCUUCUUUCCGUCGUGCUCAGUUGUGCUAUCUGGCGAACGGAUGUAAGUCACAUUUCAACCUUUAUCACGGGUCUGAACGGUUUAACCGAGUCAAACUCUCACAGGCGGGAUGAUUGCCGGAGCGGUGAUCAACGGUCCGGCUUUGAAUCGAGCAUACGCCGCGACAAAGCGUACCCACGACGAGCGGCUACGGGCCAGUGGCAUCAAGGUGCCCGACGUCAUCGAGCGAAGCGAUCUUGGCGACUUCCCCAUCGAACGUGCGCGUUUAAAAUCGCUUCCCGGAUCGGUCGCGAUUUUCGUCGUCUGCUCGAUCUCUUACGGCUGGUCCCUCCAGCGGAUCUGGCCCCUCGCCGUGCCCCUAGUCCUACAAUUCUUCAUCGGGACGGCCGCAAUGAUCCAAUUCAACGCCAUCACGACGCUCCUCGUCGACCUGUACCCUUUGGCCUCGGCUUCGACCACGGCAGCGAAUAAUCUGAUCCGGUGCCUCGUCGGCGCCGCCGCCACGGCGAUCGUUGACCCUUUGAUUCAAGCGAUCGGUUCGGGCUGGGCCUUCACCGCGGCGGGAUUGCUGAUCGUUUCAGUGACUCCUCUUUUGUGGAUCGAAUGGGAAUACGGUCAGCGUUUCCGCUCGAGACGACGCGUACGAUUGAAUGACAAGAUUAUGGCUCGCGAAGAGCAGAAGAGGAAGGAGGAGGAGGAAGGAAAAGCGGAACCGUGA